AUGUGGUUUUACAUCUGGGGCCCAAACGAAAACCCCGCCUCCCCGAACUCGGAGGGCACCACCAGCGUUGGGCCCCUGGACCCCCCGACGCCCCCGUGGUGCGGGGGUCCCUCCGGGGGUGGUAGGGGCCCCCCCUCCCACGACCCACAAAAAAGCAGCAGCGCCCCGGGCCCCCAAAAGCCCCUCCUCCUGUUGUUAGGGGGCCCCCCUGGCCCUCCUCGCCUGCUGCUGGAGGACCUCCUCGCAUCCGGGGGUUUUAAAUUGUAUAAGGCCUACGGGCGUACCCGCCCCCCUUUCGCCGGUGCCCCAGGCUCCCGUGGCCCCCCCUCUCCAGAAAACCAUCCGGGGGAACCCGUCCAUCGCGAGCACCGUCACCCGCCCAAGCCGGGUUCUCGAACUUUCCCCGAAGUAGGCGUUUUUAGACCUUCCCUGCCGGUAAACCCCCGUCCUCUUUCGGUGAACAUGAGCUCCCACAGGUGGUGGGGCCCCGAGGCCGUGCAUGGAGGGCGGCCAGCAAGGGAACCGCCGGGGCGAGGCACCCGCCGUGCGUCGUGA
This is a messenger RNA of Penaeus monodon (black tiger shrimp), 555 nucleotides long. Its product is annotated as collagen alpha-1(III) chain-like. Lineage: Eukaryota; Metazoa; Arthropoda; Malacostraca; Decapoda; Penaeidae. Bases 1 to 555 code for a protein of 184 amino acids. The record is from RefSeq and is a predicted model, not a curated record. The transcript has 4 exons.